Messenger RNA from Penicillium lagena, 7812 nucleotides. RefSeq names its product type I polyketide synthase. The coding region runs from base 1 to 7812 and encodes 2603 amino acids. Gene Ontology annotation, molecular function: phosphopantetheine binding; fatty acid synthase activity; oxidoreductase activity. The transcript is spliced from 13 exons. Lineage: Eukaryota; Fungi; Ascomycota; Eurotiomycetes; Eurotiales; Aspergillaceae. Gene Ontology annotation, biological process: fatty acid biosynthetic process; secondary metabolite biosynthetic process. The record is from RefSeq and is a predicted model, not a curated record.
AUGUGGACGCCAGACGACAUUGCCAUUAUCGGAUUUUCAUUCAAGCUUCCACAAGAUGUUAAAGAUGAUACAUCUUUUUGGACGGUUCUCGAGGAGCAACGAAAUCUUAGAACGGGCUGGCCGGAGUCUCGUGUUAAUCCAGACUCCUUUGUGAAUCACAAACUCAUUAAAUUCCCUACUCGGGGUGCACAUUUUCUCAACGAGGAUAUUGGAGCUUUCGAUGCCCCAUUCUUCUCGGUCACGGCGCAGGAGGCGGCAUCAAUGGAUCCGUUGCAACGAUGGACACUGGAGGAAUCAUACCGGGCAUUCGAGAACUCCGGGAUACCGGUUGAAACUCUAAAGGGCUCGCGCACCGCCGUCUUCUCAGCUUCAAUGAUAGAAGACUACGCGCGCAUGAGUGCCAUGGAUCCUGAGAAUGUCGAGCGCACAGCAGCCACUGGUAGCUCUGUCGCAUGCGUCAUUCCUAAUCGGGUGAGCUGGUAUUUUGAUCUACGUGGACCCAGCAUCCAUGUCAAUACAGCCUGUUCGGGGAGUAUGUCCGCUAUUGAUAUGGCUUGCAAAUCCAUUCAGAGCGGAGAUGCCACAGCUGCCCUCGUUACCGGAGCCAAUAUGCUCCUUGAUCCGUCCGAUUUUCAGAUCCUGUCGAGCCAGAACUUUCUCUCGUCCGACAGCCUCUCUUAUAGCUUUGACCACCGCGCAAACGGAUACGCUAGAGGCGAAGGGACUCUCGCUCUAGUCCUUAAGCCCGUAUCUGCUGCGAUAGAGAACGGUGACAUGAUUCGCGCCGUCAUUCGCUCGACGGGGUCGAACCAGGAUGGCCAUACUCCAGUACUCACGCAGCCGAGCCCUCAAUCGCAGGAGGAAUUGAUUCGUCAUGUUUACAAACGGGCUAAUCUUCCUCUCCAUGAGACGCGUUAUGUUGAGGCACACGGAACUGGAACUCCCGUGGGAGAUCCGAUCGAGAUGAGGGCUAUUGGACGGGUUUUCCGAAAAUGUCGAUCAGCCGAAGAGCCUCUUUACGUUGGCUCCGUGAAAGCAAAUAUUGGUCAUCUGGAAGGGGCGAGUGGUCUCGCAAGCCUAAUCAAAUCGAUUUUAACUCUGGAAAAAGGAAUCAUCCCGCCCAAUGCUCUCUUGGAAAAAGUGAACCCCGCAAUUGAUGUAGAUUUCUAUCAUACCGAGGUCCCGUCGCGAAGUAUACCUUGGCCAACAGCGGGCCUGCGUCGGGUAUCUGUGAAUUCUUUUGGAUUCGGAGGCUCCAACACGCACGUAAUUCUCGACGAUGCCCUUCAUUACAUGCAAGAGCGUGGUCUAUCUGGGAAUCACUGUACAGCCUCUGUCAAGGGUGCUACGACAGAUGCCAUGGUCACCUUGAGCAACGGGUAUGUUCAUGUAAAUGGAAACGGCCAUGUUGAUGAAACCGCACACACCGAUGGGUCAGCUCAUGCGAAUGGGGACGUCUCAGCCAACGACACCGUCCAUGUAAAUGGCAACGGCUUUGUCAACGGGAACAGCAAAGCUACGGAAGCUGCGUCAACUCUGCCCUGCUUGCUUGUAUGGACCGCCGCCGAUGAGAACGCAGUGAAACGUACGAUUGAAGGCUACAAGACCUUCUACACUGAAAGCGUAGCUAGUGACCCAACAAAGCUCGAUCGUCUAGCCUUCACGCUAGCCGCGCGGCGAAGUAAAAUGCUGUGGCGGGCCUUCGCAGUUGUCGCGAAAGAAGAAGAGGAAAAAGCCCUAUCUCCAGCCAAGCCAAUUCGAAGCUCGACUGAGACCGGCCUUGCUUUUGUGUUCACGGGCCAGGGUGCCCAGUACGUCAAUAUGGGCUGGGAUUUGGUCCAGUACCCUGUGUUUGCCGAGACCCUGAGACAGAUCAAUGACAUCUACGCCAGCCUGGGAUGCAAGUGGUCAAUAUUCGAUGAGCUCCGUUGUAAAGAGAACAUUGACCAACCCGAAUACAGUCAGCCCCUAUCUACGGCUAUACAAAUAGCUUUGGUGAAUUUAUUAGAGAGCUUUGGUAUCACCCCGAAAGCUGUUGUUGGACACUCAUCCGGCGAGAUUGCUGCUGCCUAUACUAUCGGUGCUUUAUCUUUACCUUCAGCGUGCAAAGUUGCAUAUUUCCGGGGCCAACUGACCGGAAAGCUGAGAGCCUCCAGCAGCACUUCUCCGGGGGCUAUGCUAUCGAUAAACGUGGCCGAGGGUAAGGUACCAGAAUACCUAAGCAGCGUUCAAAAUGCAGUUGCCGGUGAUGUCACUGUAGCCUGCAUAAAUAGUCCCCUCAACUGCACACUGUCCGGUCCUGAGCAGGCAAUCAAUGCAAUCAAAGCGCAAGCAGACCAGGACGGCAUUUUCGCUGCGAAGCUCAAGACUGGAGUUGCAUACCACUCACCAUCAAUGCGUGCCAUAGCUGAUGAGUAUCUGUCGCUGGUUGGUAGCCUCGAGGGCGUUGACCGUCAAAACCGUAAAGUGGCGGUCCUCAUUCCUAUGGUUUCCUCGGUGUCUGGUAAGAGUAUUCGCCCGGAAACUUUGGCCACAGCGCAGUACUGGGUCGACAAUCUUGUUUCUCCCGUUCGGUUUGCCGACGCCGUUCAGUUGCUCACGCAGGAGUCAUCAACACUGAAGGUUGGGCUAGGAAGUAUCACUGACCUGGUCGAGAUUGGUCCCCACCCGGCGCUCAAACGGCCAGUGAACGACACAAUUCAACAGGAAGAUAACCGAAAGAAGCACAUCAGAUAUGAAAGUGUGCUCCACCGGUCCCAUUCAGCAUUUCAAACUACUCUCGAGCUUGCUGGCCGGCUAUUCUGCCUCGGUCACCCGGUGUCUGUCCCGGAAAUUAACCAACAAUCAACCAAGACACGGCCUUCGUUUCUUGUUGAUUGCCCCAAAUAUCCUUUUGAUCGGACAAAUCGCUAUUGGUCUGAGUCGCGUAUUGUUCGGGACUUUCGACUGCGAGGGACAGUCCAGGGGGAGACUCUUGGAGUCCGAACGUCUGAUUGGAAUCCCUUGGAACCUCGGUGGAGGAAUUUCCUAAGCAUCGAAUCCACUCCGUGGACAGAAGACCACAAGAUCAGCGACACGGUCCUCUACCCGGCAGCGGGAAUGUUGAUCAUGGCCCUUGAGGCAGCCCAGCAGAUGGUUCCUACCGAUCGCAAGGUCCGAGGCUACCUCGUGAAGCAGAUAGAUUUUAUGAACCCCAUUAUAGUGCCGAAAGCUUGGGAGGAGCGGACGGAAACCCAAGUUCGUCUGAGGCCGGUAAAAGGAUCAGAUAAUGACAAGGCGCCCCAGUUCGACAUCGCCAUCUUUUCAUAUUCACGGGGCAAGUGGACGGAAUGUUGCGAUGCUAGCAUCCAAGUUGAAUAUCAAGACUCGGUGCUGCUCCACAGCGGACUGACCGACGAGGUCAUACAAAGCCGAUUCAAGCAAGCGAGCGAAUCUUGCGGCCGGCCACUCGACUCACGGGGCUUGUACCGCGACUCAGCUGAUAUUGGCCUCCAAUACGGACCGACAUUCAAGCGGUUGGAAGACGUCUGCUGGGAUGGCGAAAAGAAUGCCCUAGGACGCGUCGAUGUCAACAAGACGAUAUUUGAGACCAGCAGUGUGGUGCACCCAGCGGUGUUGGAUCAGGCCUUCAUGGUACUGCGGGCCAGCGCAGGCCAGCAGCCGGCAGCCAACAUUCCUGUCCGCCUAGAAGACGCAUGGCUUGCGGCUUCCGGCUGGCAGUAUCCGCAGAAUAGCUCCAUUCAAUGGCUUGCGACUUCGAAUGUGGCUGCACGCCGCGAUCGUGGAGUAGGAGAGCAGGGCAGCCUGUAUGCUCUUGCCGAGGAUGGGACCGUUCUGUGCCAUGUUCAGCAGGCUGUGAUGGCGACUGUGUCAAAGAAGGAUGCGGAAGAAAAAGAGAAAAAGUUGAUAUACAGCAUCGAGUGGAAGCCGCAGCUGAGCCUGCUCGACCCCGACAACUUAUCGCGCUUGUUUCCAGUCGACACCAACGUGGAUGAGGCUGCAAUGGUGACCAAUUACACCAAACUCUGCUCAGCGCUGGAUUUCGUCGCCUUGCGCACCCUGAGAGACCUGGAUCGCGCCAAGAUUCCCGCGAGCCUAAGCCAGCACGUUGAGUGGCUUGACUUCCACGUCCGUAAACUGCCGCUAUCCAAGCAGUCGGAAGCAGACACCAUUAGUGAUUUGCAGAUUGAGGCUCAGCUGUCUGAAUUUGAAAAUGCCCUGCCGACCUGGAAGCUGUUCACUGAAUGUGCACGACGCCUACCGGAGAUCCUGGCGGGAGAAAUCGAUCCUCUUGAAGUGGUCUUCAAUUCCAAAUUGGCAGAUAACUUUUAUGGCUCUCUCUUUGAAGACAUGUGUGCCGAUGGCCGGCUUGCUGGUAUUCUGGACCUGGCCGCUCACGAGAACCCAGCGAUGCAAAUCCUCGAGGUCGGCGCUGGCACCGGAGGUAUGACGGCGCAGGUCUUGGCCGCAUUGGAACAGCGUGAGAGACGAACUGGGGCGCCCAGUUUUGCCGAAUACUGCUACACCGAUAUCUCUCCCGUGUUUCUAGAUCGAGCAAGAACCCGCUGGCCACAGUUGCACACUGAGGGCCGCUUGACCUUCCACACGCUGGACAUGGAUCGAGCGAUUGAGACCCAGGGCUUCAAACCAGCUUCCUAUGACUUGGUAAUUGCGGCUAGUGUGCUGCACGCGACAACGGACCUCGAGGCUGCGAUUCGAAAUGUUCGUCAGGCUGUGAAGCCGGGUGGUCGGCUCGUGCUGCUUGAGGCCAUCAAUCCGGAUGAUGUCGCCGUCAACUUUAUGACUGGUCUGGUCCCUGGGUGGUGGAAUGCUCGUGAGGACUGGCGGCCCCAUUCCCCAGCUGUACCCGAGUCCCUGUGGGAUAUAUGCCUUCGCAACAAUGGCUUCUCCGGCAAUGAUCUGGUCAUCAGAGACUACCAAAGUAAAGAGUGUCACGCAAUGAGCAUUAUCGUGACUACCGCCGUGAACGAGGCGCCGAAGACACCGGAGACAAGGCUGAGCUCGGGUAAACUUGUCCUGGUGGUCGACCAGGACCAGUCCGAUCAGCAACUACAACUGGCAAAUUUGGUACGCAGCCAUCUGGACCCCCAGCGCGUCUUGCCAACAAGUGUCUGUCCGUUUUCUGCAGUGCAGCUCCAGCAGACGCUCGCAGAUCCGGCCAAGAAUGACAUAGUCAUUUGUCUGGCGGAGAUUCACAAGCCCCUGCUGGCCACACUUUCCGAAGAAGACUUUGCAACUCAGCAAUAUUUAACCAAGCAGGCAAGCAAGCUACUGUGGGUAACAGCUUGGGGCCCAGAUGAUGCGCAAACCCCUCAAUACAACGCCAUUCAAGGGUUCCUGCGCUCAAUCCGCGCCGAACAAUCAGACAGCCAGAUCGUGAGUCUAGCCAUCGAGGGCGAGACUGAUGCAGCGGCACAUGCGCAUUAUAUUGCCAAAAUUGUCGAGACCAGCUUUGUAUCGUCGUCUUCCGAGGAACUGGAGUACAUCGUGCGAAACGGUGUUCUCAUGACAGGCAGGGCGGUCGAAAAUGUGACCGGUAACAAGACCAUUCAACAGCUUCUCUCGCCACAGCUGGAGCACAAGCCCUGGGCCAAAACAGGGGCCCUGCAGGUUUCAGUGGGUGCUCAGGGGUCUCUCGACUCGUUAAAAUUCGUGCACGAUACCGAUCACGAGACCCCCAUUGGCCUUCACGAGGUUGAGAUUGAAGCACAAGCGUGGGGUUUGAGCGAACGGGACAUCCAGAUUGCUCUUGAUCGAACUGGAGUGCAAGAUGAACAGCUAGGAGGGGAUUGUGCGGGUGUGGUGACACGUGUAGGCCGUGAUUGCGAUCCAUCGAUUCAGCCUGGUGACCGUGUUUGCAUGUCAUCUGUUGGAUGUAUGCGCAAAUACCCUCGUGCGCAUGAGACCGGCGUCGUUAGAAUUCCUCACAACCUGUCGGUCGAGGCUGCCACAUCGAUUCUCCAUCCGGCGCUGACGGCCUACCAUGCUCUCGUUGACAUUUCCCAGCUCGAGGAAGGGGACAAUGUCCUCGUCCAUCUAGCUGCCAGCGCUGUGGGACAAGUUGCAAUCCGCAUAGCUCAGAUGCGAGGCGCCCAUGUCUAUGCCACUAGUGCAUCAGCCGAAGAAAAAGAGUUCCUCCUUACUAUCCUCGGCGUACCCGCAGACAACAUUUUCUCCAGCAAAAGUCCUUUGUUUGCAACAGAUGUGGUACGUGCAACACAUGGAGAUGGCGUUGAUGUCGUCUUGAAUUCCCUGGUGGGAGAGGACAUGCUGCGGGCGUCUUGCGAGUGUCUGGCACGCGGUGGUCGCUUCAUCCAGGUCAGCCGCGCCGAUACGGCGGCCAAUUUGGCUCUUCCAUUGAGGUUGCUUGCCAGAAAUAUCACAUUCUCAGUCGUUGAUCCGGCACAGCUCCGUCCUAAAGUUUUGGCCAAGCUGCUCAAGAGCGUGAUUCAGCUCCUAGGGAAAGACGAAAUCCAACAUCCGCAGCCGCUGCAAAUUUACAACGUCUCACACAUCGGCCAAGCCUUCAAACAACUUCAAGACAAGGAGAUUGUUGGUCGUAUAGUGAUCACCGCGGGGCCCGAAGACGUUGUCCCGCAAUAUAUUCAAGAGCGGUUGUCGUGGACCUUUGAUGAGAACGCAACGUAUUUGAUUGCCGGCGGAUCUGGCGGUCUUGGCCGAGUCAUCAUACAAUGGAUGGCUGAUAGAGGAGCCAGGAACUUGAUCAUCCCAUCUCGAUCAGGUCCAAAAUCCAAAGCUGCUGCGGAGAUUAUAGCCCAGCUAAAAGAAAGCGGCGUUACUGUUAAGGCACCUCAAUGCGACGUCUCAGAUGAAGCGAGCCUCUCCCGGAUGCUGAACGAAUGCGCACAAACCAUGCCACCCAUCAAGGGCUGCAUCAACGCGGCAAUGGUCCUCCAAGAUGCCAUCUUCCAAAAUAUGCCCUUCGCGAAGUGGGAAUUAACCAUGCGGUCCAAAGUACAGACCUCGUUGAACCUCCAUCGGCUGCUCCCGAGCGACCUGGAUUUCUUCAUCCUGCUCUCCUCUCUCGCGGGUGUGGUCGGUCAGAUGGCCAGUUGCAACUACUCGGCAGGUUGUGCGUUUCAAGAUGCACUGGCACGCUACCGCGUCACCCAGGGCCAGAAAGCGCUGUCAUUCGACAUCGGCUGGAUGCGCGAUGUUGGAAUUAUCGCUGAGACAGAGUCCUACCAGAACCGACGGCAGGUGGCUGGCGACCUGAUGCCGGUUGAUGGGACUGAGCUGCUCGCCCUGCUAGACAUGUGCUGUGACCCAACUGCCCCAGCGCCGCUGCCAGCCGACAGCCAGGUGCUCUUCGGCUUACUCACGCCAGCCGAUUGUCUCGCGCAGGGUCGCCCCAUUGCUGCCGUUCUUGACCGGCCUCUUCUGGCCGCAUUUUCAUAUCUCCCCAACUCACGCGCAUCAUCCAGCCAGGGUGGAAACGGCCAGGGCGCAAACGGAACUAGUCGCGACCAACCAGCCGCCUCACCCGCAACACUGUUCCGACAAUCCGCGGACUCAGGUGAGCGUAUCCAGAUUGUCCUUCAGGCGCUGGCGGUCAAACUGGCGCUCGCCAUGUCCAUUUCGCCGGAGGACGUCGAGCCGAGCAAGCCGCUGUCCACUUAUGGAGUCGACUCGCUGAUGGCAGUCGAUCUUCGGAACUGGAUUGGUAAGGAGUUCGGAGCCACCGUGGCUGUGUUUGAGAUUAUGGGUGGUGUGCCACUGGCGAGUAUUGCCGACUUGGUGGUUUCGAAGAGCACCGUCAACGAAGGUUGA